CCGCCUGAAUCAAGAGUCUUCAUUCCAGAUAGAAUUAGUGCACAGUGCCCAUUUAAUAAUGGUGGACUCUGAAGCCCACACAAUAGAAACGUCAAAGAGGCAUAAUGACCUCUUCUACAGGCAGGAUCCCUCGACUCACGUCAGGGCCAUUGUCUUCGUGUACUUGAAGAGCUUCUCGUCUGAUUGGACGAUGCUGAAGCCCAGUCAUCUGUGCACGAUGAAUCCCAGUGUCACGUAUGGGGAGAAGUUCGUCUCUUUCUAUUCUACAAGCCGGUGACAGAUAUUGCCAGCUAUGACGCACGCUCUUCUAGGGACAUAAAAAGACAAAUGUUUAUGAAGAACUGGAUCGACCGAUUACAGUCAGCUAUAUUCUCUCACUCCGUUUGUAUAUAAGCUCGGGAGUCCUUCACUGCCAAAUCCAGCACAUGGGUUUCUCAUCUAUCAUUGGUACCUCUCAGCGCAUUCUCUUCGCAAUCCGAUCUUGACACAUCAUUCUCCUUCUCAUUUAGCUGGACAUCCCCAACACAAUCUCCGAGCACCAUCCAUAAAAGUCUACCGAUCUCGACAUUUGGGUUUCGCAGUGCAAAGCCUCCCCCAGUUUCUCAUUUCCUUCCCCCGACGACAGUCUCCAGCAGCCACGGCUGAGCCUGUCGCAGGGUGACCAAUCGACCAGUCGACCGUACGUCCAGCCACAUUGUGGAGAUGCUCACAUCCGAGGAGCACGUCUGGAGCUCGAAGCUGAGAGUGCUUGCAGCCUCGGUGGUCUUGCUUCUCGCGUUCGAAGGGGUACACAUUUCUCAGGCAAGCACAGUGAGCGACACGUACAAUCACACUCACAGUACAGCCUUCCUCAGUCCCACACCAGUUACGGAAUCCGUGCGUUCCAGUAACAUCGGAAGCAAAGCUCUCGUACCGGAGCCGAGUAUCGUACUCGAUUACCACCUCGGCCCCGUCAUGACAGGCCGAAAUAAUACUCUCAAGCUGUUUGUGAUUUACUACGGCGGGUUCAGUGAUCAGCAGAGAUCAACCUUGCGCCUGUUCUUCCGAUCGUUGCGGCAGCAACGAGCGAGCAGGAAAGAGCCCACAGUCGCCAAGUGGUGGGAAAUCACAAACCUCUACGUCGACCUUUUCAAUCACCCGGUGGCGAGCAACGUGGUUCUGGCAGGGGAAGCGGUGGAUCGGUACUCUCUGGGCAAGUCCAUCAAGCAGAUGGACAUCCAGAAACUCGUUCUGAAAUUCAUGCGAAAGAAGUUCGGAAUCGAUUCACGAUCUAUCUACAUCGUCCUGACCUCGGACGACGUCCAGGUGGAGAGAUUCUGCAUGAAUGUCUGCGGGACGCAUUUCUACACCUUUCCUUCCGAUGAGACGAACUCUCAGAUGGUGCCUUACGGAUGGGUGGGCAACCCGGCGCAGCAGUGUCCAGGACUGUGCAGCUGGCCCUACGCUCCGGGAGGUUUCCUGCAGCAGGGUCUCAUUCCACCCAACGGAGACGCCGGUAUCGAUGGUAUGAUCAUCACAAUUGGUAACCUCCUAGCAGGUAUAGCGACCGAUCCAUUCGGCAACGCUUACUUCCAAGCCGACGGCCUCGAAGCUGCCGGAGUUUGUCAGGGAAUCUAUGGCACUGGGGCCUUCCCGGGCUACCCAGGAGAAUUGCUGGUCGACAAAAUCACCAAUGCAAGCUUUAACGUGUACGGGAAAAGAAAUUCUAAGUUUCUUCUCACACACCUUUGGCAUCCGACAACUCGUCAAUGUGCAGGGCAAGUUUGAUACAGCCAACAAUUGUGCGUUUUCCUGCAUGUAAAUAUAUGGUUUAACUUCCUGGAAGAAAGCGCGCUGAUAUCGAGUGUCGUUGGGUGUCUUCCACAAUCUGAAGCUCGGCAGUUUAGAGGAAUCGAGUUUGCAUUCAGCGAUUUCAUCAUGAGUCACUGUCCAGCUUACAAGUGAAAUCAAGCUUAACUUCAAAAGUCGCCACGUCUACUGGCUGUUGACUUCAACACCUGAGGACUGAGUGAAUCCAUUUUUGGUGCCAAGUUUGACCGGUGGGGCCCAAUCUUUCGAAAGAUUUUGGUUCUCUUCUGGCAAUGUAAAUAGCUGGCAGUUUCGAUUUGCAUCACAGAAUCAACGAAUUCUUUCUCCAAACGACGUUUGGGCUUAAAGUCAAGCACAGGUAUUCGAGUGAGAUAUGGAAUUCGGGAAGCAACAGUAGUCUAAACACUGUCAAUCAUAUAGCUUCAGUCGUGCAGCUGGUUUGAUGCUUACUUAGAUACCUUCAUUCGGAAUCUGGUGAUCCACUUGGCAAAUUCACCCAACUUGUAGUCCAGUUGUGCACAGACGAUAUUCUGAACUAAUCAAACAUGAUCCUGGCUUUACACAAAUCCUUAAAGCGAGUGCAAUCGGAUGUAUGCUGCGUCAGACUCCACCUCAG
This is a messenger RNA of Marchantia polymorpha subsp. ruderalis, 2425 nucleotides long. NCBI's taxonomy places the organism in Eukaryota, Viridiplantae, Streptophyta, Marchantiopsida, Marchantiales, Marchantiaceae. The record is from the annotation of a GenBank genome assembly.